CUUUUUUCUUUUACUUGCUUUAUUUUUACAGGUGAAAGCACCAAAAAGCUCAUGGCAGAAGUAAAAGAACAGCAAUUAGUCGAGAACUUGGACAGCCAGGCACCCCCUGAGGAAGUCAUUGAUGAAACUUUUCAGAUAACCAUCAAAUUACCUGGAAAGCCUCAUGAAAUCAAAAUCAUUACAAGUCCUCGUGAAUCAAUUCAAGAUAUCAAGCAAUCUAUUAUGGAAUCCCCCGAGACUUGUGUUCAUUCUUGCUUUUACUUGAGCUUUAAUGGAAAGAGAAUUAAUGAUUUUAUUGAGUUGGGUGAAGUAGAAGGCAUCGCGGCUGAUAGUGUGCUUGAACUUGUUGAAGCCAACUACACUGAACAUGAUGUUAGGCUUCAUAUCACUCGUCUUCGUGACCUCUUGGGUGGACCUUAUAAACCAAGUCCAUCAUCCAUUGGCAUUGAUCCAGCCAUUUCCUUUUUAACGGCUGUCACGGGCGAAAUCGACGAAGAAAUCGUUUCAGAAGCUGAAAAGAAAUUGGAUGAUUUGUUUUCUGACGAGCCUAUUCCUGAACACACAUUUACCAACAAGGACAUCAAUGAACCUUUUAAACUUUCCAACAUUGUGCCCAGCGGCUUUCAGAAAAUGGCACCUCAGUGUCUUCGAAGCUUAACACUCUCUGGAUGGAACCCAGUGCCUCAUCAACGAAAGUUGAAAGGUGAUUUGAUGUAUCUCGUUGUCACAACAUUAGAAAAUGAUACUGUACACAUCACUGCUUCUACCAAGGGAUUCUUUGUCAACAAUUCCAACCACCACGUAUUCGAUCCUUCACCUAAGCGUGUCUCUGCUCAUUCAUUAAUCACCCUCUUGCAAAAGAUUUCACCCUUGUUUGCAGCCAACUUUGCCAAACUACAAGAUUUUAUCACACAGCAUCACAUGCUUGAAGUGCUUCCUGUCAACACUUGCUAUCCCAGCCAUCCUUGGGCUGUCGAAAGCCCUGAGCACUUUUAUGAUCCUGCUAGGCCUGUAGAGCCUCUACUUAACUUUGGAGCAGAUGCAGUCGAAUCUCUUCGUGACUGGAAUGAUGAACUUCAGUCUCAUCGUGAACUUCCCAAGACAAAUCUUCAAGAACGUGUGCUUCGUGAACGCUUGAUCACCAAGGUUCAAGCCGAAUUCACAGAGGCUGCUGUUCGUGGUGCUAUGGCUGUCGUCAACGGAUCUGUGCUUCCAUUAAACCCUCUUGAGCCCGAAACAUCUCACAUGUACGUAUACAACAACAUCUUUUUCAGUAAAGGAAAUGAUGGACGUGGUACAUUCGAAAACUUGGGUGCUGAUGAGGCUGCUCAUGUAGCUACUGGCAAGGACCUCGAAGGCGUCAAACUUCUCAACAGUAUUGAUCCUGAAGGACUUUACACAUUGGCCAGCGUUAUCGUUGACUAUAAGGGUAUCCGUAUUGUAGCUCAGAGUAUUGUUCCUGGUAUCUUCCGUCGUCAAGAUGAAGAUGCUAUCGUAUACGGUUCAGUCGAUAACGGGGCAAAGAUCUCAUCUGAUUCCAAAUUUCAUGAAGCUAUUGGUAAAGAAAUUGCUAAAUCCCUUCACUUGGAAGAACAUGCUGUCAUUGAUGAAAAGGGUGACAAGCACACAUUGUUUACCUCUCAGGAAACCAAGGGCCUUCUAGGUGCUGACGGCCGUCGUUACAUGUUGGAUCUCUACAGAUUGAAUCCUGUUGAUAUCGAGUUCCAAGAAAACGAGUGCGUCGAAAAGGACGAUAAGCCUGCCUAUCCUCACAAGAUGACUUUGUUAAGACCUGAACUGAUGAGCCUUUUCUGGGAACAAAAGUUCAGACAAUGGGUUAAGGAAAAGACCGAACAAAUCAGAAAGGAAAGAGGCAUCACUGCUGAUACCGAAAAGAAGGAAGCUGAGGGUUCAACUGAAGAAAACAAGGCAGAAGAAGACAAGAAGGAAGAGCAACAAGAGGAAGAGAUCAAGAUUGAUGUAAAUGAAUUCCAACUCAACUUCAAUCCUGAUGUCUUUACCUCUGCCAAGCAACCCACGGACGAAAUCAAGAAGCAACAAGACAUUAUCCGUGAAGCAUCCAAGUUUUUAAGGGAUGAGGUUGUACCCAGCAUUGUUCUCGAUUUUGCUUCCUACGCUAUCUCGCCUCUUGAUGGUGAUGCGCUCACCAAGGCUAUGCACCGUCGCGGUAUCAACAUGCGUUACCUUGGUAAGCUUGCCGAAUUGGUCUCACUCAGUAAAGACAAGCGUAUCGAACAUAUUCUCCACCUUGCUAUUCGAGAAAUGAUUGUCCGUGCCUCUAAGCGUGUUCUUCGCAAUUACCUUGUCGAUUGCAGCAUGGAAGAAGCUCCUCUCUGUGUCUCUCACUUUUUGAAUUGUUUACUUGGUGCCAAGUUCAACCCUAAGCCUUUGCCCGUACUACCCGAAGGUGCCAACCGAAACGACUAUGCAUGGUCUCAGCUUACACCUCAUACUCUCAGAAACUUGUUGAUCAAACAGGUUCUUCUUCGUUUCCGCUACAAGCUCACUGAAGAAGACUUUGACCAGCUCAAGUUGGUCCCUACCUUGCGUGAAAUUUGUUUGCGCGUUGGUAUCCAGACUCAAGCCAGAGAUUAUCGCACUGAACCCUACACAGAAGAAGAACGAGCAGCCCAUGCAGCUGAGGAUGCUGCUUACCAGGCUGCCAUCGAACGAAAGAAGCAAGAAAGUAACCGUGGUAAAAAGUCCAAAAAGAGCAAUGCCAACCUGCAGCGUCCUUCUAGACGCACGACUACCUUCUUGCCUGAUGAUAUUAUGAACAUCAUGCCUACCGUAAAGCAAGCUGCUGCUCGAAGCGUCUUUGCAGAGGAAACUUUCGAAGCUGGCAAGAUGAGCAUUGCUCAGGGCCACAAGCAGCUUGGCUUGGAACUCUUGCUCGAAUCUUUAGCUCUUCAUGAACAAACGUAUGGUUUCCUUCAUCCUGAAACCAGUAAAUGUUAUGCUACAUUGGCCAUGAUUUAUCAUCAUAACGAAGAUCGUGAGUCCGCAUUGGAUCUUCAGCGUAAGGCUGUUAUCUCUGCUGAGCGAACCUGUGGUAUAGAUCAUCCAGAGACAAUUCAUCAUUAUUUGAAUCUUGGUUUGUUUGAGCACGCAGCUGGCCGUACUAAACUUGCUCUUCGUUAUAUUGGUCACGCAUUGAACUAUUGGGAUCUUUUGAUCGGACCUGGACAUCCUGAUUCAGCUACUGCUGAUAACAAUGCUGGCGUCAUGCUUCAAUCUCUUCGUGACUAUCCUACCAGUACUAAGUUCUUUGAAAGAGCUUGUGAAACUCAAGAAACAGUAUUGGGUAAAGAUCAUGUCAUAACAGCAACAGGAUAUCACGUUCUUGCAAAGGCAUAUACCCUCGAAGGUGACUUUACAAAGGCCUUGGCUGCUGAAAAAAUUGCUUAUGGUGUCUUUGAAAAGAAACUUGGACCUGAAGACCCUCGUACAAAGGAUAGCGACUUGUGGUUGAAGGAGUUGACAUCGAACGCUGUUCUUAUGGCUCAACGCGCUCGUCAACAACAACAGCAACAACAGCAACAACAACAGCAACAAACAAGAGCCAUGGCCACACCUGCUUCUACCUCUGAGCCUGUUCGUGGUGACCUUCCUAUUGACCAAGUUUUACAAUAUAUCAACAGUCCUUCUACAUCAAAGAAAGGCAAAAAGAAGAAUCAAAAGAAGAAAUGAUAGAUUAGAGAAAUAAAAUAAAACCAACUGUUUAUUUGUUAGAUAUGUAAUAGUUAUAAAAUAAUAAAAUAUAGUACCAAUUAUACAAUUGUUGGCUAAUUAGACAAGUGGAUG
Molecule: messenger RNA, 3825 nt
Organism: Rhizopus microsporus ATCC 52813
Lineage: Eukaryota; Fungi; Mucoromycota; Mucoromycetes; Mucorales; Rhizopodaceae
Exons: 8
Coding region: 52-3711 (1219 amino acids)
Biological process (GO): intracellular distribution of mitochondria
Cellular component (GO): cytoplasm
Molecular function (GO): mRNA binding; protein binding
Source: RefSeq, a predicted model, not a curated record